Molecule: messenger RNA, 1254 nt
Organism: Rhododendron vialii
Lineage: Eukaryota; Viridiplantae; Streptophyta; Magnoliopsida; Ericales; Ericaceae
Product: cullin-1-like
Exons: 8
Coding region: 66-974 (302 amino acids)
Biological process (GO): protein ubiquitination; ubiquitin-dependent protein catabolic process
Cellular component (GO): cullin-RING ubiquitin ligase complex
Molecular function (GO): ubiquitin protein ligase binding
Source: RefSeq, a predicted model, not a curated record
CUCAUCCCAUCAGUUUUCUUCUUCUUCUCUCUCUAGAUCUCUCUCACUCUCUCUUUUCCAGCACAAUGCAGCCUGAGCAAACAGUUUCCAACAUGGAAAACAGACCGAACAGGGAGCAAUUGGAAUGCUCGUGCUUUACCGAGGACGAUUGCAAGCAGCACGAUUUGACUCCAGACAAAAGGUUCAGCAUCAUGGAGGAGGCUAUCGAGAAGGUCAAAAGACUUGCGGAUGGCACAGACGUGACCCCGUUCUCCUCGGAAGAGUACAUGAUGUAUUUCUCCUGCGCGUUCUUCUUCUCUAGCAUCCGCUUCUAUGGCAGCUAUACGGGCAUCCUUUAUGAGAAGUUCGUUGCGGCUUUGCAAGACAACAUACUUGGAGUGAUACUGCCUGCUCUAGAUGGCAAAGAGGAUGUUCCAUUGCUGAUGGAGAUCAUGGACCUGUGGUCAAAGUACAAAAUACUCGCUCAUUGGCUUCUGAGAUUUUUCGAGCCUCUGAGGCCUUUCUGUUCUAUAACUAGAGGCGCUAACAUAAGUGAUGUUCCGUACAGGCUCAUCUGCGACGGGGUCUUUGAUCCAAUGUGGAGUAGGUUCAGAGGGGCAGUGAUGCGUUUGAUCAAUCAAGAACGCGCUGGGAUCAUGGUCGACAGGGACAUAAUCAAGGCCGCGAUUCGACUAUUUGUGGAAGUUGACGAUAAGGGGAAGAGAUUCUAUUACAGGAACUUCGAGCAAGUGCUGCUGACGGACAUCCAUGCACGAUAUGCCAAAUUAGCUCAAGAUUGGAUCUCGGAUUGUUCGUUUGACGAAUACAUCGGACAGGCUCUGGAUUGCAUAGAGAUGGAAGAAACAAGAAUGGUUUACUACUUACCUCGGAACACAAUGGCAAAUGUGAUAGAGGCCAUGAAGUACGAGUUUCUGGAAAAACAAACCAGGAGCGUCGUGGAAUUGCUCUUCCGAGGCUGCCCCCGCAGUCGCUAAGUUGCCCAACGAGUGAGCAAGCUGCAUGUUGUUUGUUGUGGUACUUACCAUAGAGUGCUGUAACAAAAUACAGUCUAAUAAAUCAAGACAAUGUUGUGUGUUUGUUGUUGUUUUGUACUUAAAAGGGAAAUGCUUUUUCCCGAGGUCUGGUUCGCCGAAAAACUUAAGCUUUUGGGACAGUCGGCGACUUAAUAGUACUGUACCCGUAUCCGUAAUGGACUAGUUUAAAUUUGGCAUCUAAUUAAAAGCCAUGAUAAUAAUUGUAGCUUGCUGUUUUACA